GUGACUCGUGAGUGUGAUUGCUGAAUUUAUAUUUUUUGUGAUUUACCGUUUAUUUGAUACUUGUACAUUCUAUUCUCGAAGCAAAGGUGUUUUAUCUAUUAAAUAUAAACCAAUAUUAAAAAAUGUCGUCGUGGAAAAAAGCCGCAAAGGCUAACCAAAAAACACAUCGAGAGCGGCAUCAACCAGAUUCUCGUAAACAUUUGGGAUUACUAGAAAAGAAGAAAGACUAUAAGAAAAGAGCAGAUGAUUAUCAUCAAAAGGGCGAAACGCUUAAGCUUAUACGUAAACGGGCGCUCGAUAAGAAUCCAGAUGAGUUUUACUUUCACAUGAUCAAUUCUAGGGUGAAGGAGGGAGUACACCAUGAGUUAGAAAAAGAUGAUGAGCAUUCAGUAGAACAAAUUAAGUUGAUGCAAACUCAAGAUAUAAAAUAUAUCAAUAUGAAACGCACUAUAGAAAGUCGCAGGAUCCAGAGGUUACAGUCUCAGCUGCAUAUGACUGAGAUAGCAGACUCUACAUCUAACACGCACAUGUUUUUUGUGGAUGAAGGAGAAGAGAAAGACUUUGAUAUUGCCAAAAGACUGGACACACAUCCUGCACUUAUCAACAGGAAAUCAAAUAGACCCCGCCUUUCAGACCUAAAUAAGUUAAGCCUGCCAGAAAUUGAUGAGAAGACACUCCAAUCAGCCAAGAAAGCUAAGGAACAAACCUACAAGGAAUUGUCAAAGAGAAUAGAUAGAGAAAAGCAUUUAACAGUGACUCAACAGAAAAUGGAACUAAAACGGCACCUCCACGAUGCUAAAUACAUGAAACCUAAGAAAGUACAGAGAGGUACAGCUGUAUCAGCACCAGUUUAUAAGUUUCAAUACAACAGAAAGAAAUAAAACACACUUUGUUGGAAAUCUGUAGUAAUAAAUAUUUAAAUUUC
Messenger RNA from Pieris napi, 925 nucleotides. RefSeq names its product probable U3 small nucleolar RNA-associated protein 11. The record is from RefSeq and is a predicted model, not a curated record. The transcript has 4 exons. NCBI's taxonomy places the organism in Eukaryota, Metazoa, Arthropoda, Insecta, Lepidoptera, Pieridae. Gene Ontology annotation, biological process: rRNA processing. The coding region runs from base 123 to 881 and encodes 252 amino acids. Gene Ontology annotation, cellular component: small-subunit processome; nucleolus.